Molecule: messenger RNA, 984 nt
Organism: Metarhizium robertsii ARSEF 23
Lineage: Eukaryota; Fungi; Ascomycota; Sordariomycetes; Hypocreales; Clavicipitaceae
Exons: 1
Coding region: 1-984 (327 amino acids)
Source: RefSeq, a predicted model, not a curated record
AUGAAGUCCGCUGUUGCUACUCUUGGCAUGUUGGCCGCCGUUGCCUCGGCCUACACUCCUGGCCGACACCACCAUCUGCACUUCCCUCGUGCCAAUACGACCUCCGCUGACGGCCUGACCACGGUGACUAUCAAAACCACUCAGGUUCACACUAUUACUAGCUGUGCUCCUACGGUCACCAACUGCCCGGCUCACCCUACCGACGUCGCUACGCUCCCAGAGUCUCAGAAGACCACCGCUACUGUCACCGACACAGUUGCCCUGACCACGAUUGUCUGCCCCGUCAGCGAGGUCGGCAAGGUCUCAUCUUCAAUCAUAGACAAGGCCUCUAGCGGUGGCCUCACUGGCACGACUCUGUCUCCUACUACAAAGGCCUCGCCUGCUCCAUCUACGCUUCCCGGCAAUGCCACUGCCACUUCCCAGCCAGUUGUGAGCUCAAAGACUGUGACCCUUACUCUCGGAACUGGCACGUCCGCCUCCGUUGUCACCUCUACUAUCCUCGUCACAGCUUCUCAGCCCACCGCUCCCACGUCUGAAGCAACCGCUGAUCCUACCGAUGUUUCUCCUACUCGUGCUCCUACUGGCAGCGACCAAGUGACCACCUUGACUUCUACCACCAAAGUCACGCGUACUGUUACUGUUUCACGAACUCAUCCCACCACGUCUGCUGGAGGCAACCCCGGUGGCAACCCCGGUGGCGACGGCACCUGUGCUCCCUCGACCGUCACCGUCACUGUGGCCAAGGAGACCGUCACUCUCCCUGCCUCUACCGUCUACGUUACCAUUGGCGGCCCUACCACUACCAAUGCCGGCAGCCCCAAGCCAACAACUUCUGCUCCCGGCAACGGUGACCAAACCUCAUCCGACUGCACUGAUGAGACCACAACUCUCCAGAAGACUGUCACCGUUGUCCCAUACCCUACUGGUAAUGGCACACACACCAGUGGCUCUCCCAAGCCCUCUGGCUAUGCUCGUCUUCGCUAA